Megalops cyprinoides (Indo-Pacific tarpon) is the source of this 1246-nucleotide messenger RNA. RefSeq names its product high mobility group 20B (gene hmg20b). Gene Ontology annotation, cellular component: nucleus. Bases 48 to 1031 code for a protein of 327 amino acids. The record is from RefSeq and is a predicted model, not a curated record. NCBI's taxonomy places the organism in Eukaryota, Metazoa, Chordata, Actinopteri, Elopiformes, Megalopidae. The transcript has 10 exons. Gene Ontology annotation, biological process: regulation of gene expression.
UGGUAGAGAGGCGUCAAGUAGAGUUGUCGUGGCAAGUUGGCCUGGCCAUGUCUCAAAACGCUAAACAGCAGCAGACGGAACCGCCUUUUAACCUUGGCGUAAAUGGAGGGAUGUUUGUAAUGGGGGGAGUGAAGCAGGAGCAGAGUGAUGUCCCCCCUCCCCGAGCCACCCAUCCCCUGGACUCAACCCAGGAAGAGAAUGUGGUUUCUCUCGCUGUGCAGCCGGUGAAGAAGAGAGGCUGGCCCAAGGGUAAGAAAAGAAAGAAGGUGUUGCCCAACGGCCCGAAGGCCCCGGUGACAGGGUAUGUGCGCUUCCUGAAUGAGCGGCGUGAGCAGAUCCGAGCACAGCAUCCUGAUCUGCCCUUCCCUGAAAUCACCAAGAGACUAGGUGCUGAGUGGAGCCGCCUGGCCCCCCACGACAAACAGCGGUACCUGGAUGAGGCAGAGAGGGAGAAACAGCAAUAUGCACGUGAGCUGAGAGAGUACCAGCAGAGUGAAGCCUAUCAGAUCACCAGUGCCAAAAUCCAAGACAAGAAGAUCAAGAGAGAAGAGCUGACAUCUGUGAUUAUCAAUGCCGCUAGUUCUGGACCAAUUGCAUUAAAGGGCUCAGAUCUCUCCAACAGAUUUGAUGUUCCGAUAUUCACAGAAGAGUUCUUGGACCAGAACAAAGCCCGGGAGGCUGAGCUGCGGCGGCUGCGGAAGGCCAACGUGGAGUAUGAGGAACAGAAUGCGGUCCUGCAGAAGCACAUUGCAGACAUGUACAAUGCCAAGGAGCGCCUGGAGGCGGAGCUGGGCCAGGACGAGCGGCGGACGCAGGCGCUGCACAGGCAUCUGCAGGCCAUCAAGCACACCCUCGUCAACAGCCUAGCGGCGGUGCCCCUGCCAGGCACUGAUGAAACCCCGUCGCUGGGGACGCUGGAUUCAUACCUGAGCCGGAUGAGCAGCGUGCUGGAGAGCAGCCCUCAUGAGCACCGUGCCCUGGUGGCACAGCUGCAGGACAUCCUGGCACACUUAGACAGUGAGAAGCUUUGAGUGCACUGAGUGGCAGGGCUGAUUAUGGACUGGGUUUGUCCCAGAGAGGGAGAGCCCCACCUCAGCACCUCAUUACUACUCCUCUACCUUACUUGGGAUGAUAGCUCUGCCUCGGCAUUAACUUGGUGCCUCACUCAUUUUGGCUUCCAUUGAAGGGGACACCAGCAGUGUGUGCGUGUACAUGUGUGCAUGUGGGUAUCUGAGCGAGCGUGUGU